Fusarium subglutinans is the source of this 753-nucleotide messenger RNA. RefSeq lists its product as uncharacterized. The record is from RefSeq and is a predicted model, not a curated record. Bases 1 to 753 code for a protein of 250 amino acids. Lineage: Eukaryota; Fungi; Ascomycota; Sordariomycetes; Hypocreales; Nectriaceae. The transcript is spliced from 3 exons.
AUGGCCAACUCUAACCUCUCAGCUUCCCUCUCUCUCGUCCGCCGCAAGGAUGUCGAAGCACUGCCCGAUUACAUGACCACCUGGCUCAUUCUUGGCAUCUGCUCUGGUACUAUUCUAUGCAUCAUGCUCGUCUGGUCCAUUAUGAUCUGUUGUCGCCAGAGAAGGCUCCGGGACAUCGAGGAGGCUCAUGAACUGUCCCACACAAAGGUAUAUCUAAAGUCAUGUUUCAAGAGCCACGGUAUCAUGAAAAGUACACCAACUGUGAGCGAACGGCGUUGGACUGUACCCGAGCCCACAGCCCGCGAGGACCUCAAAAUGAUCAAGAAGAAUGUUCCCUAUAUGCGCCCGAGGCACAUCAUGGAACCAUCACCAGAGAUGUACGCAAUACUCAUACCUCUCCUCAGUAUCAUCAUCUCCUUCAACCCCACCCUCGGCAUCAUCAUGUGCUACUUCACCCGCCGCAGACGUGUCCCUGACGAGGAAGCAAUCGAACUCAUAGAGACCAAGCCAAAUCUCGAGCGAGGCAUGCUCGUCGAAAUCAUCUCCAUCUAUCGAGACGGCAUCGAGAUCUACACAAAACACAAAGCACCCGCCGGCAAACGCCUGUACUACCAUCCUUCGCUCAAGGACCCCGAGCAGACUCACAUGCACCUCCACAACAUCCCAAUACCCCCCAGACAAUCAAUAGACGACCUCCGAAGAGAAUUAGUCGCAGGAUUAGAUUCGCUACUCCGAUCCACAACUAAACAAUAA